AUGGCGAAGCGCCCUCGCCGGAACCGGAGGUCGCCGGCGCUCCGGGCAGCGUUCCAGGAGACUAGCAUUACCCCCGCGAACCUCGUCCUCCCUCUGUUCAUCCACGAAGGUGAAGAAGACACUCCCAUUGGAGCUAUGCCUGGGUGCUUCAGGCUUGGAUGGAGGCAUGGGCUUCUGGAAGAGGUUUACAAGUCACGCGAUGUUGGUGUUAACAGCUUUGUGCUAUUUCCAAAGGUUCCUGAUGGAUUAAAGGUUAUCUACACUGAUGUUGCUUUGGAUCCUUAUUCUUCUGAUGGUCAUGAUGGCAUUGUGAGGGAAGAUGGAGUCAUCAUGAACGAUGAAACAGUGCAUCAGCUGUGCAAGCAGGCAGUUUCCCAGGCUCGAGCUGGUGCUGAUGUUGUCAGUCCUAGUGACAUGAUGGAUGGUCGUGUUGGAGCAAUUCGGGCUGCACUAGAUGCAGAGGGUUUCAAUGAUGUCUCCAUCAUGUCCUACACUGCAAAGUAUGCUAGUUCGUUUUAUGGUCCAUUCCGUGAAGCUUUGGAUUCAAAUCCACGAUUUGGAGACAAGAAGACUUAUCAGAUGAACCCAGCAAAUUACAGAGAAGCCCUUAUAGAAACUGCAGCAGAUGAGGCAGAAGGGGCAGAUAUUCUUCUGGUGAAACCCGGAUUACCAUACCUGGAUAUUAUCCGACUCCUACGGGAUAAUUCAGCCUUGCCGAUUGCUGCAUACCAGGUGUCGGGCGAGUACUCGAUGAUCAAGGCCGGCGGCGUGCUGAAGAUGGUGGACGAGGAGAAGGUGAUGAUGGAGUCGCUGCUGUGCCUCCGGCGCGCGGGCGCCGACAUCAUUCUCACCUACUUUGCCCGCCAGGCCGCCAACGUCCUCUGCGGGGCCAACCGGCCGUAG
Messenger RNA from Triticum turgidum subsp. durum (durum wheat), 903 nucleotides. The record is from the annotation of a GenBank genome assembly. Lineage: Eukaryota; Viridiplantae; Streptophyta; Magnoliopsida; Poales; Poaceae.